Messenger RNA from Panicum hallii, 1871 nucleotides. RefSeq lists its product as uncharacterized. NCBI's taxonomy places the organism in Eukaryota, Viridiplantae, Streptophyta, Magnoliopsida, Poales, Poaceae. The transcript has 8 exons. The record is from RefSeq and is a predicted model, not a curated record. The coding region runs from base 103 to 1125 and encodes 340 amino acids.
CCCUGACAGGCACCCUCCUUCCCCUUCCCUUUCAGUCUUCGCCGCCCCCCAAACCGCCCCCACGAGAAAACCCCGAACUCCGCGAAAUUCGAGGUAAAUUCCAUGGGCGGCGGCGGCGACAUCACCCCCACCAGUAUCCCCUCCUCACCGUCUUGCUCGUCGGAGGUUCCUCCUGAGUUCGCCGAGUACGUGGCCAUCUCGCCGGUUUGCGACGACGAAGCAUCCGAUGAGUGCUGUGACUGCGACGACGCCGAGGUGGAGGCUCUCUACUUCGGCCGCCGGCUGCAGGACCGCCUGCGGGAGGCGAAAGACUUCAUCAGGAGGUAUAAGCCUGGGGAUUGCAUUGAGGGAGCUGGCGGCACAAAAGCUGGGGAUUAUAUCUUGCCCGAGAUCGCUACACUACUGUUAGUGGGCCCUAGAGGUGCAGGCAAGAGUACACUUGUGAACCGAAUUACAAGGGUCUUUGACAAGGAUGAUGAUCCUUUUGCACCAGAUCGAGCGCAGGUGUCACGAAAUUCAAAAUCAUAUGGUACACUUCUUCUUUGGGAGUACCCAAUUCCGAGGAAUUCAACUGCUAUAUGUAUUUAUGAUACACAGAGCUUGUCAAGCAAUCAACAGAAUAAUUUCAAGAUGCUGCAGCAGUGGAUGACAAAGGGAAUCAGCCAUGCGGAGACAACGAUGUGUUUUAGCAGGGAUACUGAUGAAGGCAAUAAGACUAAGCAUAUCAAACCAUUGGGGAGACAAUUCAGUUUUCUUAGUUGCAAAACCAGGAAGGUCAACUUUGUUAUAUUUGUUGUUGAUGGUGUUUCUAUCCUUGAUGGAAUUGAAAGCAACAAGAAAGGAUAUAUUGACAUACUGCACGAAACAUUUAUGUAUCCAUUUUUAUCAAUUGGAGAUGACAAACCUGUUGUUGUGGUCACACAUGGUGAUAGACUAUCGAUGCUCCAGCGCGCACAUGUUCAAAACGAGUUAGCAGAAGUACUUGGCAUUCCUGUCCAGCAAAUUUUUGAUAUACCAGGAUCUGAUGAUUACCAAACUGAUCUGGCUAUAUUGGAUAUGCUACGUUACUGUAUCCAACAUGCAGAGCAGAACCUCCCCAUUAAAUUGAAUUAUCUUUUAGAGUAGGGGCCUCCCCUCCUGUUUCAGUAAGAAAAGAUAGUGUUGGAUUGGGGGGGCAGCCAGCCAGGGGCCAGGCUCCCUCGGCAUGGCAGGAUUUAUGCUUAUAUUUCUUGCUUGACUUUAUGGAUUAUGUCCUUGCUUUAACAAAGAGGAGUUCUCUACCAAUUGGAACUGAUGUAUAUGGAGCAAUAAAUAACUAUUACCUGGCCUGUCGCUAGCUUCUUGAUCUCUCAGUUCCCAACGUAGUGGGUAAGACUACUCAGCAACUUUGCCUUCCUAAUUCUUGUGACAGAGCUUCUCCUGCAGUACCGCUACAGUUUUUUUAACAUCAACCAAGCAAAAUCUCAGUGAUUAGUAGUAAAGAGGACUACAAAUGAUCUAGCGUUUCUCGCACCUUUCCUAAACAAGCUAUUGGUCAGUAGGCAGUAGCAGUUGAUAACUUGAAUUGUGUUGUUAAACCAUAGUCUUCCAUGAGUAUUAACUAUCAUUCUAUCAAUAGUCCAUAUAAAUCUAAAGGAGAACUAAACGUGCAUUGUUUAUUUUCUACCUCGACAUGUUAUGUCUAGUUAGAAACACAUGUAAGUGGGUAGUCUUGCUUUAUUUUUCAUACAGUAGCAGGUUUGACAUGUUAGCACCUUGUGAUACUUUUCACUUUCUUGCCAUGCCUGUCGUUUGUCAGAAUUUAGAUUUGUUAGAUUGUUCUGUAAAAUAAAAUGAUUUCCUGGACUGUUACUUACAACAAAGCUCAUAUU